GAGAAGGCGCCGCGCACUGAAGAUGGCGGCGGCGRGUCCGGCCUCGGGCCCCGGGCGGGUCCCGGCUCGUCCCCGGCCCGGCCUCGCUCGGUUCCGGGGCUGCUUGGCCGGGGCGUUGUUGGGGGAUUGUCUUGGAGCUGUUUUCGAAGGCAGGAGCGUCGUGAAGCUGCCGGAGCUGCUGAGUUUCCUCAAAGGGCUGGAACCKGCGCCGCCUGAGGAGGGAGGGGAGGCGGCGGGCAGCGCACGUGGAGAGUCGCUGCCGUACACGGAUGACACGGCCAUGAGCAGGUCGGUGGUGCAGUCUCUGCUGGCCAAGCGGGAGUUUGAUGAGGUCGACAUGGCCAAGAGGUUUGCCGAGGAGUACAAGAAGGAGCCCAACAGGGGUUAUGGGAUGGCCGUGGUCAAUGUCUUCAAGAAGCUUUUGAGCCCCAAGUGCAACGAUGUGUUUGAGCCCGCGAGAGCGCAGUUCAACGGGAAGGGCUCCUACGGGAAUGGCGGGGCCAUGAGGGUGGCYGGCAUCCCCCUCGUCUACUCCGACAUCCAGGAUGUCAAAAAGUUUGCGAAGCUGAGCGCAGAGCUGACCCACGCCAACUCUCUGGGCUACAACGGGGCCAUCCUCCAGGCCCUGGCCGUGCACCUGGCACUGCAGGAGGGGCUCAGCAGGGAAACCUUCCUGGAGCAGCUCAUCAGCCACAUGGAGCACGUGGAGGCAGAUGACAAGUCUCUCAGUGACGCCCGAGCGCUGGGAUUUGAGGAUUUACCAUUUUCCAGGCGUCUAAAGAAAAUCAAGGAAUUUUUGGAGUURAGCAGUGUUCCCAAAGCAGAUGUAUUGUUUGAAUUGGGCAACGGCAUCGCCGCGCUGCGCUCCGUCCCCACUGCCAUUUACUCCUUCCUGCGCUGCAUGGACGCUGAUCCUGACAUUCCUGACCACUACAACGCCCUGCAGAGAACCAUCAUCUACUGCAUCUCCCUGGGGGGGGACACGGACACCAUCGCCACCAUGGCAGGGGCCAUCGCCGGGGCCUAUUACGGGGAGGAGCAGGUGCCCCCGAGCUGGGAGCAGAGCUGUGAGGCUUUCCAGGAGACCCAGAGGAUGGCCAAGAGCCUCUAUGAACUCUACUGCCAGCGGCUCUGAGCUCUGGGGCAGCUCCAGGGCUUUCCUGAAGGUGAAGGGAUGGUCACUUCUGCUUCACUGGUUAGACCUGGGGUGGAUCUGUGCCAUCAGCCUACACCAGUGAGCCUCACCUGGGAAGGGUGCCUGCUGCUGUCAGCUGGGAGCACGAGCCAGCUUGGGACAGAGGGGACAUCCCCUUCAGUCUCAGAUCAGCUGGGAAGCUUGGACAGUGGGUGCAGCUUCCCUGAGUGUACAGGAGUGUCUCAUUUUCCAUGGGAUUUCUGCUGCUUGCUUUGUCCACCGUUGUGCCAUUUGUCAUUGCAGUUAUUGGUGGGUGUCUGAAUCCAUGGACUUUCUCCCUGUUUUCCUCUGCUCCUGUGUCCGUGGGUUGUUUUGGUGAUCAGUGGCUUGCCCAGUGGCUUUGGGAGGCUCCACACCCCGCAUAAAGCAGCAGGUGACUCUCAGCUGGCCAGCUAGGGGACAUCACAGGAGUCACCAGUGAGGCCUGGUGGCCCAGGUUGUCACCUCUGUGGUGUUAGGACAGCAGAGCACAGACUUCCUGGGGAAGUUUUUGCCCUAAAGGCAAAAUGAGAAUGGCCAGUGAAGGGAGAAGAGAGUUCUUUGCAUUGCUGRUGGCUCUGUGAGAGACCUUUGUUGCCUGCAGAUGGUCCCAGGCAACUAAUUGCUGCUCCUCCUGUGUCCUUGGCCCUGUCAUCCACGAGGUGCCCCCUUGCACAGCUGCUGUCACACUGCUGCAGCCACUCUGGCUGCUUCUGUGUUCCUAAUCCAUGCAUCCUGUAUUUUGAAGUCCUGURUAUGCCCAGAGCACCAAGUGAGAUUCCUGCUUAAAUCACAGAAUGCCCUGAGUUGAAAGGAGCCCACAAGGAUCAUGAGAGUCCARCUCCCGUGGAGUGCAAAUCCAGGAGUGGAGGUAUUUUUAAAACCUGGUAGUGCACAGAGAUAGAAUUCCUGUUUCUGCUGCAAUCAGUCACAAAAGUWACUUGAGCAGGAUGCAGGAGUUA
Malurus melanocephalus (red-backed fairy wren) is the source of this 2136-nucleotide messenger RNA. RefSeq names its product ADP-ribosylserine hydrolase (gene ADPRS). Bases 23 to 1135 code for a protein of 370 amino acids. Gene Ontology annotation, cellular component: mitochondrion; nucleus. The transcript has 6 exons. The record is from RefSeq and is a predicted model, not a curated record. NCBI's taxonomy places the organism in Eukaryota, Metazoa, Chordata, Aves, Passeriformes, Maluridae.